AUGAUUGGUAUUUUCAUGAACUCUAAUGAUGCGAGUAUGAUAAAUAGCUUGAGAAAGUCAAGUUAAAGCAGAGAUGUUAUUGUUAGAUCAACUUCUAAGAAAAGACACAGAUAAAACUAUACUAACUAGCUAUCCUAAACCAACUAUUAAACAAUUUUGAGCAAUCAGACUAACUAGCAAUAAGAAUUUCAAUAAAAUGAUAUUAAUAAUACUCGUCAGCUUUUGAGUUAAAAUGAAAAUAAAUGGCUUUUCAACACAUAGCUUGAAUUAAAUAGCACCUAAAAUUUGUAAUAAAAUUAUCAAAAUCAACAGCAGGUUAGGGAAAUUAGUACAGCAAAUAUUUAUUAAUCAAGAGACUUUAGUUAAGGGCAACUUGAUCAAUUCAGUACAUAAAAUACAAAAAGUGAUAUACGUAUUAGGAAUGUAAGACCAUAAUCUACUAGGAAUAAGCCAUAACUAAAGAAAUCAAAGUCAAGGUCGAAUUCUAAUUCAAGACUUUUGCUAUAUGAAAAGCAGUUGCAAUAACAAAUUGUAAAUAAUAGCUCAGCAUUGAAUAACUACAAGUCAUUACUCAAUAUAAAAAAUAAAAGUAAGCAAGAAAGGUAGUCAACCACAACAGCUAUGAAAUUUAGAAAUCUGAAAUAGAACUACUUGCCAGCAGGUUCUUUUGUAGAGAAUGACCCAAUAACUAAGGAAAUCUAAAAGCUGAUUGCUUAUGGCUCUAAAGACAUUAAGAGUCAGUCUAAAAAGUUGAAAAAGAAUUUGGAAAAGAUUCAAGAAGAUAGAAGGAUAAAGUCUCCAAGUGCCAAUACUCAUGGUAGUUUUAUGAUAGAAACAAGUUAAGACCUGCACAGGAAAAACCAGUUUUACGAUUAAGAGACGAUUCAUUAUUCUAAAAAGAUAGAUAAGCUUAAACAGAAAACAGCUCAGGCCUAAUCAGAUAAGUUAGAGUUGAUGAGAGAUAUAGCCACUUACGAGUCUAAUCUUUGCGAGGAUUUAAACCUGAGAUCUAUGUUUAAAAUGAUGAGAGACAAGGUCAUGAAAUGCAAGGAGAAAUCAACUUAACUUAAUAAAUCUCACAACAAAUUUUAGGAAUUUCUUAUUGCUACUAAAAAUAAACUAGCAAUAAUAGACGAAACCAAGCGAACUAUCAGUUUGCUGAUAGAAGAGCCAGAUGAUUAAAUUGGGCUAUUUAAUAUGAAUAACCCACAUCACGAACAUCAGAAUCUGCAACUAUCUAAUCUAUAGCUCAAACUAGCAUUUCAUAGAUCAAGUUUGAUAACUAAUACGAUGAACAACCUUGGAGACAAUUCAAGAAAAGGAGGUGUGCAAUUUAAAAAUAAGAGAGAUUCAUUUAACAUUCGUUGCAAUGCUAAUGGCCAAAUGGGCAUCAAGCAAUAAGGGAAAGAUUGUAAGCUUAAAGUAAUAAUAUCUAAAAAGCUAGACAACCAGAGUUACCACGACAUUCUGAAAAAUCUGGUGAUAUGUUUUAACAGCAGCCAAAACAAAAUAAUGCUUGCACUAAAUGAGACAUCUAUUAUGACUAGAGAUUGGAAGCUAUAUAAACUUAAAGGAAAGAAUAAAUACAUUAAUGCGAGAUUAGCAAUAGAGGAGACAACUCUACAAAAAGUUUUGGUGUUUUUCAAGAUCGUAAAUAUGGCUGAGAACUAAACUCUGAUCCAUGAUUCAAACCUAUAUAUAGUGCACUAAGAAUAUUUAGAUGACGACAAGGAGUUCAACUUCAACGACUUCUUAAUAAAGGAGCUGAGCGGUAACAGUUUUAAAGUGGUUUAUAUCAAAGACAUAAACGACGACAUGGACGACCCUUAAAACCUCAAACUCUACAAUAGUGGGAACAUAGAUGAGAUAAUAAAUUAAUCACUUAUGGUAGAUGAGUUCAAACCCUAAGAUAUUUUAAUGCAGCCAAGUUUGGCUGAAUCUAUUCCUAGCUACCUGCAGUUGAUUAAUGAAGAAAAAAUAGAAAAGAUACCAGAGUAGUCAAGGAACACUGAUAAAUUAAACGACAAGAGGUUUAGUGAGGAUCUUCUAGAUGUAAGUGGUUCAUACGGUGAACAAAUGAGCGAUAACAAAAGUUAGGGAUAGUUAUCCGACAAUAACCUUAUCAUAAUAGACAAAAGAAGUAGCUAUGGCCCUCUGAGAAUAAGAAAAUCAUCUCAAUAAUGA
This is a messenger RNA of Stylonychia lemnae, 2184 nucleotides long. NCBI's taxonomy places the organism in Eukaryota, Ciliophora, Spirotrichea, Sporadotrichida, Oxytrichidae. The record is from the annotation of a GenBank genome assembly.